Messenger RNA from Adineta steineri, 612 nucleotides. The record is from the annotation of a GenBank genome assembly. NCBI's taxonomy places the organism in Eukaryota, Metazoa, Rotifera, Eurotatoria, Adinetida, Adinetidae.
AUGUCUUCGAUUAAUAAUAUUUCAAAACGUUUUGCAUUAAUUUUAAUUGAUCCUCAAAAUGGUUUUGUCAAUGAUGGUUGUUGGUCUCGAAUGUUUCCAAUAGGACAAUCAACACCUAUUCUUGAAACUUUUAAUCGUAUUGCUUCAUUCCUACAUUCAAUAUCAAAUCCUGAUUCAAUUCCAAUAUUAAUCAGUGAAACAGGUUUUUCUCAUUAUGAUCGACAAAUAUUUGAACCAAUAAAUAAUGAAUUAUCUCAACGUAAAUUUCAUUCUAUAACUCAUACCUUUAAACCUCAUACAAAUCUUUCAAUAUGUCCAGGUGUUCAACAAUGGUUAAAUGAACAAUUAGAAGCUAAAUUAGAUAUUGUUAUUGGAGGAUGUACUAUUACAUCAUGCGUACGGGAUUCAUCCAUACAAAUGAAAAAAAAAUUUCCACAAUUAAAUUUUUUAUAUAUGAAUUAUGCUUUACCACCUAUUGAACAAUGUGAAAAUUGUUUGAAAAAAGAUUCUAAUCAACAAAUUAUAUCACCUGUUCAAUUAGCGUAUCAACAAAUGAAAGAUGCAGGAAUCAAUAUUAUUAAGAAUUCUAUUUUAAUAAAUCAAUCACUUUAA